UACAGGAGUCUGUUCACUUAAAGAGAGAACCUCGUGACUCACUGAACAGGGUGCAUUGCUGGUCUGAAUUGGCCUGAACGCUGAGAGACGCUCAACUCGCGUGCUCUUCGAGGAUUAUCGUCACGUGGCGCCCUCUAGCGAUUGGCUUUAGUAUUGCACUCGAUAUUGUUUAAAAUGCUGAAAACUGCACAGAGUCAUUUGCAGGACAUGAACGAUCCUACAGGGGGUGCUGUGUGACUUGAGCACCAGCGACGCGCUUGCAGUGACGGCAUGAUUGCAGGCCUCCAGUGCCGUCCCCCGCCUGUCAUGGUAACGUGUAAAUACAGGGAAUAAUGGAAGAAGGAGAUUCUAAAGUGUUGAGUGUUGAGCCAUAUUCAGACCGCGCAGAAAGCCGUCAUGUUGCAUCCGGCAAACUCUACAUGAAAAAGAGUUCCGGACUUCCCUUGAAUACCUCUUCCAUCCCUACAAAGCACCAGACCAAAGCCAAUCGGAAAGCUGGGAGAAAAGGGUUCUCUGUACAGGCCAGGAGAUUCAAUGCUGAAAACAGUCAGAAUGGAAACCCGGGACCUGGUGCUUAUAUGUCUCACUGUUCUGCUGAUGUCAUCAGCCCCUCCUACUCGAAGAGAGGCACAGGUGGACUGGCUUCUCAGGCUGCUCGACUCCCGCCCCCGCGCCGGCAGCACACCCCCGCGCCCAACACCUACAACCUGCGGUCCUCCCUCAUCCUGAACAACAGCUUCAGCCAGGUCGGGACCAGCGCCUUCCAGCCGCCCAUCGCCGUGACGACGGAGAGCUUCCGGAACGCAACCCCCGCCCCCAACCAGUAUCAGGUGUCCUUCAGGGGGGUCGAGAGACACACUGCGGUUUCCGCAAAGUCUGUGUUUCUGUCCAGAACAGGACGAAGUAACCCAUACUCUAACGUUUCAGAUUGGCCGUCCCCAUGCGAGUACAGCGUGACCGACACCCUCACCAGGCCCGAUCCCAGGGUGCCGUUCUCCUGCUUCAAGUCCAGCUCCGCCCGGAUCCCCUGCCGGGAGACCAGCCGGGUGCCGGGCCCUGGGACCUACAGCCCCCACGAGCCCCCCAAAAUUCUCAGGGGGGCUACCCUACCGAGGGGGCACUACUUGUGUCUGUCCGCUCCUGCUGUCCCGCCCCCGAAGGCCGCGCCCCUCCCUGGCCCCGGCCAAUACGACAUCGGCAGAUGCGAUGCCCCUCCCAAGCAGCUCGCGCCCGGGGCCGUGUUCAUGUCCGGGACGGGCAGAUGGGUCAGCGCUGCCACAGGAGGGAGUUACCCAGGCCCAGGUUACUAUGACCCGGCCAGGCCAGAGAAGCAGUCCUUCCUCUACAAUCAGUUCAAGAAGUGGGUUCCGGCGUGAGGUCCUGAAGAGCAGAAGUGCGGCCCACCGCGUGCGUGAGUGUGUGUGUGUGUGUGUGUGUGGUGUGUGCGUGUGUGUGCGUGAGAGAGAGAGAGAGAGAGAAAACACACAAAGGAAAAGCAUUCACGCCUGAUUAAUUUAACUACAGUUUAUGUAGGAAAUUAUAUGCCUGCCAAAUAUGACUUUAUCAGACCUGUCAUCAGACCUUUUUCUUAUAGAUGUUUAGUAAUAAAGAUGUGCUUGCUGUAUCCUACAUCGUAAUGUUAUAAAUCAUUACUUGAGGAACGUUACCAACUGCACAACAGCUGCCGGAGUGCACAGGGGUGUGGGGGGGUGUGGCUGGUGCCCGGAUCUGAGAAAUUCGGCGUGGAGUUCCAUCAGGACCCGCUGCCUCAAGUGUCACAGUGCAGAAACGUCAAAUGUGUGACUUCAGUACAGAAUGACCGGCUUUCGGACCGUUUGAGCUGAAUCAGGAGUGCGUGAUUUGAUUUAUUCGCGACACUGGACACCUUCGUAAUACGAUGGAGGAUUUCCUCUGUGAAAAUCCAGGCGUUCCCUGUUCUGAGCUCGAAGUCCCUCACCCAAGCCCUAACGGCUGCAGAUUCGUUCAGACCGACUCCCCCCUCACUCCCCCUCCCGGAUUUUGUUUUCCAAAAUUUGUGUUAAAAAAAAAAAAAAAACUCGCCUGUUCGACUACUGUCGUUUCUAUUUUGAGCGGGCGACCGCCACUAACCGAAAAGAAUGAGGUUCUGAGGUGUGGCGCCGCCAUCUUGGCUCAAGCUGGCCCUCUGUGAACAGGUGACCGCAUCACUUUAGUGUUCUAUAAGUCAGCAGGAGCCAUGUGUGCCUGCUAAUGUGCGCCUUAACCACAAUGCUAAGAAAAGCAGUCACCACUGUUACUGUAAGCUGCUGUCACUGCACCAAGGAGAGCCAUGCAGUGAUACUGGAAAAUAUUGGUGGUCUGUGGCUUUUUAUUUUCAUUACUUCUGUUAAUGCAGCUGGCUGCAACGUAUGGAGAAUCAUACCAUUCCUGUGCCUUACUGCCCCCCUCUGGGUGUCUUGUGUAUUGCACCCUUAACAACAGCACUGUAUUACAGCUCUAAUAAUAUUAAUAUUAUAAUAAUAUUAUUACUCAAGUCCGGCCCUCGAUUCCAAAUCCGGCCCAGGUUUUCUUUUCUGCCCGGUAAUUGACUGAACAGUUGGUGCUUCUGAUUGGCCAGACUGUCUCCACACCUGACUCCCAGGUAAAGGGAGGGUGGAAAACCAGAAUUCCUCAGCCCUCUAGGACUGUGAUUGGAAUUAAAAGGUGUUUCAAGUUUUUUUUUAAAUU
Molecule: messenger RNA, 2706 nt
Organism: Anguilla rostrata (American eel)
Lineage: Eukaryota; Metazoa; Chordata; Actinopteri; Anguilliformes; Anguillidae
Gene: stpg1
Product: sperm-tail PG-rich repeat containing 1
Exons: 9
Coding region: 333-1376 (347 amino acids)
Biological process (GO): epigenetic programing of male pronucleus
Cellular component (GO): germinal vesicle; male pronucleus; female pronucleus
Molecular function (GO): histone binding; chromatin binding
Source: RefSeq, a predicted model, not a curated record